AUAUAUAUGCCAGCGUGUUUGUGUCGCGCGUGUGUGUGUGUGUGCGAGCCUUCCUUCCAGCGUGUGGCAGUGCGGUACUCUACUUAGCUUUCCCUGUAGUGAAGCCAUGAAGAAAGACAGCCAACUGGAACGGUGGAAAUUGCCUGGCGUCCUCUUGAUGUCCCUGUUGCUUCCCUUCGCUGCUGCUCAGAGCGGGACGGAACGUGUUGACCUGGUGCGUCUCUCCGGGGGGCAAGGACCUCACGAGGGCAAUAUACAGGUCGAGGUGGACGGUGAGUGGGGCUACGUUUGUGAUGAUGGCUUCGGUUUCGAUGAAGCUGACAUAGUGUGCAAGGAGCUCGGCUACGACGUGGCGGAGGCGUUCACUCGAAACAACCACUUCGGUGAUAAUUCUGCAGCAUGGCGUCGAAGCUCAGUCAAGUUUUGGCUAAGUGACGUCAACUGUUCUUUGGCCACCAGCCUCACUACCUGCACCUCUGCUCGGCUAGGACAACACCAGUGUGGCCCCACUGAGAUCGCAGGCGUGUCGUGUCGAAGGGAGGAGGCGCAGUGCGAGGCAAACCUGUUCCCAUGCAGCACAGGAAGCGAGUGUUUGCCUCGCGAGUCAGUAUGCGACAACGUUACUGACUGUGACGACGGAAGUGACGAGGCUGAGACACUCUGUUUGGAUGUGGGCGUCACCAGGCUGACGUCAAACCUCGCUAAUGCCAACAUCCCUGGCGCUGCCCUGGGACUAGUAUACAUUAAGUUUGAAGGCGUGUGGGGCACCGUGUGCGAUACUGACUUUGACAAUAAUGAUGCCAAGGUUAUCUGCCGAAGUCUCGGAUACGAGGGUGGAUGGAGUCUGGCGUUCAGCAGGGGUUACUUCGGAGUGGGCAGCGAGGAGACCCCGAUAUGGGUUGGCUCGCCAGGCUGCCUCGGGGAUGAAGAGUGGAUUGGCCAGUGUGCACCUGAAAGAUCGGGUGAAAUUUUUUGCGCCCAUAUUGAGGAUGCCAGCGUCUUCUGCUAUGAUGGGGAAGCGGAGGUGCGGCUGGCGGAUGGUGGAGCGCAAGGGGCUGCUGGAGUCGUGGAGAUGCGUCUUGGAGGUGAAUGGGGCGCUGUGUGCGACUCUCGCUUUGAUGAUUUCGAUGCUUGGGUAGUGUGUAAGAUGUUGGGUUACAAUGGGGACGACAGUCGGGCGUACAAACAGGCUGGAGGUGCCGCACGUACUGUGUGGCAGAUGCACCUGGACUGUCUCGGCCACGAGACCCACGUACAACAGUGCCGCUUGAGGUUCAACAACGAAACCUGUAGCAGCACCGCCGGAGUCGUGUGCUCCUCCACGUCAGGAACCCUGAAUUCUGGCUUGCAAUCGCUGCUGCCGAAACAGUGUGGCGAAGCAGAGGAUGCCUCCCAAUUCUUCCUCACCCGUCUGGCUAAGGUUCGCUUCGGCGAAACCCCCACCCGCUUUGACCACCCGUGGUUAGUGUCUCUUCGUCGGCAGCGACUUGGUUCUGCCCAAGAGGGUGUAUUGCAGUGUGGUGGCACCAUCAUUUCAGAGUACUACAUAGUGACAGCGGCUCACUGUCUCUCACAUCUUGGCUCCCUUAACCUUGUGGUGCGCGUCGGGGACCACACGGCAAACCUCCGCGAACAGAGCGAAGAGGAGUAUUUCAUUGACAAGAUUUGGAAGCACGAGGAGUUCUCACUAUAUUCUUUCAAUGAUAACGACGUUGCUCUCCUGAAAGUGCAGCCGAAGGAUGGCCGUGGAAUAAGGUUCAGCUCAAAAGUCAUGCCCCUGUGUUUGCCGCACGUUGGUGAGAGUUACGAGGGCCUCCAGGAUUGUUCCAUCGUCGGCUGGGGACCCACCUCACUUCUAGAGGCGGAUUCGAAUCAACCCAAUGUCGGUAAAAUCAUCAUCAGACCAGACCAUGACUGUGAGGAGGCCUUUGUCAAAGGCACCAAUAACUUCACGUCGUCCUUCGUGUGUGCCGGAAGUCCUUUGGGUACUGUCAACUCCUGCGUUGGUGACUCCGGUGGGCCCUUUUCCUGCAGGCGACCAGGAGAGACCAAGAAGUCGCUCUACGGUAUUGUCUCCUUUGGCAACAGCUGCAAACCGUUCUUGGCUCCAGACAGCCUCACUCGCGUCACCAAGUAUUUAAGGUGGAUUUACGACAAGAUGUCGAAGAGCAGUUAAUUUUGAGUGUGACUACCCAUGAUAUGGACUCUACCAUCUCCCCCUCUGAUUUUCAAACAAUGCAGGGAAUGUCAAGAUUCUUCUCAUAGCUGUUCUAACAUAGUCAAAAAUGUAAAUUUUAAGAAAGAACAUUUUACUCUUGGUUAUUUUUAUCAAAUUAUAUAUACUGAAGGAGAUUAAAUUUUAUGUAUGAAUCGCUAUGAAUAAUACAGGAGACCUGAUAAGCCAUGAACAGACGCUACUCGUUCAUCAUGAGUUACUAGGAUAUACCCUGGUGACUCAUGGUUAGCGACUAAUAUGCUUCACUGACUAUUCUGACCUUUGUCGUUAGCCUGAAGUGCAUUGAAUAUCAAUCCGCACUUCUAGUGUUCUUUGGUAAAGCACAUGUUUUGCUUACUGUCCGCAAGUGAAACGAUUAAUGAGAGGGUCAUGAGAGGGCCGGACAGCCCCAUCUAAUCAGGCUGGAUAAAUAAUCACCCCAGCUUAGGAAAAUAAUUAUUGCAUGGACUGCAAGCUUUUUUUUUUUUCCAGCUAUACACCAUCCACGUCCUUGGUUCUGCAGAUUCACCCUAAACGGGUAGUUUCAGACAUUAAGUUUACUAUUUAUCACGUGCUGUAGAAAUUACUUGACACAGGAAAUGGUUAGUGCAACUUUCAGUUAACAGAAUCGAGUGACCUGUUCUGUACAAAAUAAACUGGUACCUGAAGAAACUUAAAUAAAAUAUAAAUCUAAUAUUUUCUGCUCCAAAUCUUAAAAACCAAGGACACGAAGCUAGUUUCGUCAACUUGUACGAUUCAACAUGUUACUCAACAUUAGCAACAGAGAACCUUACCUACCUACCAAGGAACCGUAUCAUCCUCACUGUCAGCCUGCUCGCACGCCCUUCAUAUCUCAAUUUUUUUUUUUUUUUUUUUUUUCGGAAAUAAAUAUGUUUAAAUCCAUGACCCAAAUUUGAGAAAAAAAAAAAAAACAUUUAAAUAAACAUUGAUAAUACUAAGAAGCUAUUACUGCUGCGUUUUAUGUAAGAACGUUGUAGAAUAUUAUAUAAGUUUUUUGUUUCCAUUUUGCAUCAAUUUUUGCUGUUAUGAAGAUAUAGAGAAAAACGUGCAGUGACAUUAUUCAAUCCAUUACGGGUUGACGAGGAUGUUUACAAGCAUCUAAAAUGGCGCAGAGCAGUUAUAUACAAAUUACGUGGAUUUUUGAGAUACUCAACGAAAAAAAAAUAAACACUACAUAUGGUUAAAA
This is a messenger RNA of Scylla paramamosain (green mud crab), 3422 nucleotides long. RefSeq names its product neurotrypsin-like. The transcript has 15 exons. Gene Ontology annotation, biological process: proteolysis; peptidyl-lysine oxidation. NCBI's taxonomy places the organism in Eukaryota, Metazoa, Arthropoda, Malacostraca, Decapoda, Portunidae. Gene Ontology annotation, molecular function: protein-lysine 6-oxidase activity; serine-type endopeptidase activity; protein binding. Bases 107 to 2176 code for a protein of 689 amino acids. Gene Ontology annotation, cellular component: membrane. The record is from RefSeq and is a predicted model, not a curated record.